AUUUGUUGUCACUGUGUGUCUGGGCUUGUGGUACCCGAGAGGCACCUCACAGCCUCAUAUGAGAUGUAAUCUAGCAGGACGGAGCCCCUGGCAUGCAUGAAGAUGACAGCACACUGUGAUCAGAAUGCUGCUGUGUCCUUCCCUGCUAUCUCAGGGGUGGAGGAGGGCAUUUAGGGUGGGGUCCUCGGCCAUGAAACCGCCUGGUCAACUGAUGAGAAUCCAGAGCCAGGGGCCAUGUGUGUAAACACACGCACAAGGAACUAUACAAACUAUAUACGAUGACUGGCAGAGAAUAGAGUGGGUAAUUUUGGACAUUCAGUCUCCAAAGGCCAUAGUAAAAAAAAGCCUGCUUAGGAGAGCUGUCUGAUUUGGUUACUUGCUUUAACUUGGUGCAAAGUUUGAGUGAUAUUGUGCACAAGGCCAUGUUGUUAAGGCCUUGGUGGUAUAGAAAUUCAGAGUAUUUUGCAGCAGUAAGCAGGGACAUACAUACUGCCCUGAUGAGCUUUAGCGAGCCAUUGUGACUAAAUGCAGUCAGGAAAUUCCUGAGGGCUGGCAGAUUUGAUAGGCUAUAAAGUCCAAACAGACACCCACAUGGAUAGUUUUUAAAUCCCCAGGAUCAGCAGCCAAUCAUUCACUGCUACAGAAAAAAAAAAACAUUGCAAAUGUCACAUGACACCUUUUGCUCACUGCUGAUGUCAACAAUUCCUCUCAGCCAGCUCCUACAGGAGUCCCGGGCGGCUGAAAUAUGGCCAUCAAAAUCACAUUAUCUUUCCCCACACACUCCAUUGGCUGAAAAACAAAUCCUGUGAUUCAUUUCAAAAGUGAUGUUUUGUGUUGCAUAAUGAGCGAUGGAUAGUUAACCACAUCGUUAUUUCCAUAUAUGGUUUCCAUUAUACCUGCAGUCAUGUUUAUGCAACUGGUGUAGUACCUGAAAUUCUGACCUAAUGUGAUUGCAUGUCACAAGCUUCCCAUGUGGCCUAAGGCAAAGUUAUUUUAUUGCAUUGUAUUUCUACGCUACAGUUUUUUCUAUGAAUGAGCCUGUCACACACAAAAGCCUAUUUUGCCGCCUAAACCUUGCUAAGCUCACUCUCACGUGGUGUCGCCCUCUCUUUAAAUGACCCCUCACUGCCAAAACACAUCCAGCUGGAAGCUGAUCAAUAGACAGCCCUGAUGACAAGAUGGCAUUACGGUUUGAGGCAUCCUGUCCUGAUGGUCUAUGUCCAGGAUGGAGUGUCAUCCUGAAAGGAGAGACCCCAGCAGAAGCCAGCAAGUUUGAGAUCAAUUUCCUGUGUGACCGCGAUGACAGAAUAGCCUUCCAUUUCAAGCCACGCUUCACUGAGUCAGAUAUCAUCUGCAACUCCUACAUGGCCAACCACUGGGGACAGGAGGAGAGGUGCAGCAGCUUUCCCCUCGGGAUAGAAGAGCCUUUUCAGAUUGAAAUUUACUCUGACAAUGAUAACUUCCAUGUUUACAUUGACGAAACCAAGGUGAUGCAGUAUAAACACCGUGUGGAAGACCUGAAGACCGUCACGAAAGUACAAGUGGUCAAUGACGUCAAUAUCUCCUCUUUAGAGAUCGCCAAAAAACAUUUAUAAGUGGUGGGGCAUAGGGCCAAACAGAUGAUUAGUUUGGAGUGAGCCUUGUGUUUGUAUGGUGGGUUAUUGUCUUCGCAUUUCUGUUUACACACCUUUCAAUACUCAUAAUUAUCCUCUUGGGUUAAUUAUCCUCUGUAAAGGUGUGAUAUUUGGCAUUGACAUGCCUUACCUAAACUUCAUAUUCAUAUGAAUUUGUGAAUAAAUGGAAGGUUUGA
This is a messenger RNA of Carassius gibelio (silver crucian carp), 1810 nucleotides long. Its product is annotated as grifin. Gene Ontology annotation, molecular function: carbohydrate binding. The transcript is spliced from 4 exons. The record is from RefSeq and is a predicted model, not a curated record. Bases 1179 to 1595 code for a protein of 138 amino acids. NCBI's taxonomy places the organism in Eukaryota, Metazoa, Chordata, Actinopteri, Cypriniformes, Cyprinidae.